Daphnia carinata is the source of this 1416-nucleotide messenger RNA. RefSeq names its product cyclin-dependent kinase 1-like (gene Cdk1). NCBI's taxonomy places the organism in Eukaryota, Metazoa, Arthropoda, Branchiopoda, Diplostraca, Daphniidae. The record is from RefSeq and is a predicted model, not a curated record. The transcript has 6 exons. The coding region runs from base 284 to 1201 and encodes 305 amino acids. Gene Ontology annotation, molecular function: cyclin-dependent protein serine/threonine kinase activity; RNA polymerase II CTD heptapeptide repeat kinase activity; ATP binding. Gene Ontology annotation, biological process: protein phosphorylation; mitotic G2 DNA damage checkpoint signaling; G2/M transition of mitotic cell cycle. Gene Ontology annotation, cellular component: nucleus.
UAUAAGAUAUAGAUGGCUCUGAAGUCGGUUUCAAAAUUUGGCGGUUGUUGAAUUUUUAUCCCAGUGUGAAAGACGGCAAGUCUAACGGCCACCAUCCUUGUGACAAGUGUGCUCACUUAUUCCGUCACAGUGUCGUGUCUCUGGAAAUAAACGUUUGGUGGACAACACGUCGUUCAAAUUUUUGUUGUCUCGAGCCAUUUGAAUUCUGCCUUCUGUUCCUUCAGAAUUUCGAAUCAUUCAUAUUUUUUUGGUUUAAGCUUUCCCCUCUUGCCAAUAAAAAGUGAUGCCCUCUGCUAUGGAAGAUUUUACUAAAAUUGAAAAGAUCGGUGAAGGAACUUAUGGUGUCGUUUACAAAGCUAAGAACCGUAAAACUCAGCAAUUUGUGGCCAUGAAAAAAAUCCGACUGGAAAAUGAAGAUGAUGGUGUUCCUUCUACUGCUAUCAGGGAAAUUUCCCUCUUGAAAGAGCUCCAACAUCCUAAUAUUGUGUGUCUUGAGGAUGUUUUGAUGCAAGAAGGAAAGCUGUACCUUAUUUUUGAGUUUCUGUCUAUGGACCUUAAGAAGUACAUGGAUAGCAUUCCAACUGGACAGUUGAUGGAUAAAACACUUGCCAAAUCUUAUUGCCAUCAGAUUUUGGAAGGUAUUUUGUAUUGCCAUCGACGCCGUGUUCUCCAUCGAGAUUUGAAACCUCAGAACCUACUCAUCGAUAAAAAUGGAAUUAUUAAGAUAGCAGAUUUCGGCCUUGGUCGCGUAUUCGGGGUCCCUGUUCGAGUUUAUACUCACGAGGUUGUUACGUUGUGGUAUCGUGCUCCAGAAGUUCUACUAGGCUCGUCCAGAUAUUCUUGUCCCAUAGAUGUCUGGUCAGUCGGUUGCAUUAUGGCGGAAAUGGUAACAAAAAAGCCAUUGUUUCAAGGAGAUUCGGAAAUCGAUCAGCUGUACCGUAUUUUUCGAGUGAUGAAGACGCCUACUGAGGAAAUGUGGCCGGGUGUCUCCAAGAUGCCCGACUAUAAACCUACAUUCCCCAAUUGGAAUACUUAUCAUCUUCAAAACUCUGUAAAACAGUUGGACUCCAUUGGUUUUGAUCUGCUACAGAAAACUCUUAUUUACGAUCCAGCCCUGCGCAUCACUGCUCAGGAUGCCUUGGAUCAUGCUUGGUUUACAGAUUUGGAUAAAUCCAUCUUACCUACCAAUGUGCCUGCUUAAUAAGCAUUCCUUGUGUUAAAGAUGACCAUCAAGCCUUCAACUGCGUUCAUGGUUGUUUCUUCAUUUAUUUUUUUCUUUAUUCCUGCUUUUUUUCAUCUUUUUUGUAUGCUAUUGAGAGAAGCUGGGUGUGAUUACUAUUCUUGGUAGAAAAGAAAUGUCAUCUCGAAUACUUUCGACUGUAAACUAUAGUUUCCUAAUAAAUAUGCCCACGAGGA